Colletotrichum fioriniae is the source of this 1230-nucleotide messenger RNA. The record is from RefSeq and is a predicted model, not a curated record. NCBI's taxonomy places the organism in Eukaryota, Fungi, Ascomycota, Sordariomycetes, Glomerellales, Glomerellaceae.
AUGUCCGCAGUGGAAGAUCUCGACAACCUCGACCCGUACAUGCAGACCCUCGAGCAGGCGUCCCGCCCCGGUUACACAUCCCUCUUCAACACGCCGCCACUAAACGACGGAGACAUCUCGCUCGCGCACGUGAACUUCUGGAACGCCUACGACAUCUACGACUACGUCCGCUACCGCUACUCCCACGAGCAGGCCGUCUACGACGGUCUCCAAGACGGGUAUGCGCAACGCAUCGAGUUCCUCGAAAUGUACGCCCGCCUCCAGCAGCUCAACAUGACCUCCAACCAAGCCGUCUCGGGGCUCAAAAAGGGAGACAUGAUCCGCACCAUCGCCGGCCGGACCUUUGCGCGCAGAGUUGUCGACGCCCUCGAGGCCAACGGCAACUUCGCCGGCUACUCCAACAAGAUGACCCUCCUCUUCAGCUCCCAGGAACCUUUUCUCUCCUUCUUCUCCCUCGCGGGACUCCAGAAGCCGAACCAGACGCUCUCCACGACCCCCUUCUGGAGCCUCCCCGAAAACGGCGCCGCCAUGGUCUUUGAGCUCGUCGGCGACCAGCCCAACGAGCCAGACACCUAUCCGACCGAGGAGAACCUCUACGUCCGCUUCCUCUACCGCGAGAACGCCGAUCCCGGCACUCCCUUCCUCGAGUAUCCCCUCUUCGGCCUCGCCGAGGGCGACACCCGCGUGACGUACAGCUACUUCAAGCAGGAGAUGUCCAAGUUCGGCAUCGACACGGCGACGUGGUGUAGCAUCUGCGGCUCGAUCCAAUCGUUUUGCGACUGGCAGACCACAAAGACGACGCCGACCGUCGGCGAGGCCAUCCGCUCGGCUGUGCAGAAGCCCGUUGUCGCGGGUAUCAUUGGCGCCAUCAUCGUCCUCGCCGUCUUAGGCCUGGUCGUUGUCUCGGGGGCUGUUCUUGGUGGUUUCCGGAUUCAUCGUGGCGGAGCAGGAGGAGGAAAGGACGGCAAUGGCCGGAUCGCCGGGCUUGGCGGGUUCCGGGCCGCUGAAAAGAUGGCUAGUGACCCGGACCUGGCUGUCUCUGGGCGCGGGGUGCGACACGAGCGCCAGGGGAGCUGGGAGCUGCGUAACGGACGGGAGGUCUCGGGAGGCGAUGGCCAAGCGGGUAUCGCUGUGGACAAGAGUGCGUCGACGUUCCAGGCGAAGCCUGUUGAUGAUGAUGCCAUUAGUGUCAUGGGGGCUUCGCCUGUGAAGCCCAGAGAGAGCGUCUGA